Messenger RNA from Vicia villosa (hairy vetch), 577 nucleotides. RefSeq names its product auxin-responsive protein IAA29-like. NCBI's taxonomy places the organism in Eukaryota, Viridiplantae, Streptophyta, Magnoliopsida, Fabales, Fabaceae. Bases 81 to 482 code for a protein of 133 amino acids. The transcript is spliced from 2 exons. The record is from RefSeq and is a predicted model, not a curated record.
UAGUCCUUUUCAUUCCCAUCCUUCACUCACACACAUACACAUAUAUAUAACCUCCCUCACAUCAUAGCUUCUUAGGCAUCAUGGAGAUUCAAAUAGGUCAGGCUCUACAAACUCAUAGCUCCAUUAAAGGAUUUGAUCCUCACAAUUAUAAACACGGUGAAUGUUCUGAAAACAAGAAGUAUGUCGAAAAUAAGCGUAGCUUCGAAGAGUCGUUAGGACAUUUUUUUAAACCUUUGCCUAUGUUAGUAUGGAAUGGUCGACAACCAAAUGAGGAAGAUGACCACGUUAAAAAGAUGAAUCGAAAUGUUCACGCAACAAACAAUGAAGGAGAAAAUCAUUUGGUUGGGUGGCCACCAAUUAAAUCAUGGAGGAAGAAGGAACUUCAUCAGCAACAUCCUAACCAAAUAAGGAUUGAUCAUAGAAUGCAAGGUAAUGAAAAUCAAAGAAGAUGGAGCAAACUACACACUCACAUUUCAGAAUAAACAAGGGGAUUAGAAAAUGAAACUAUAUGACAAAGAUCAUAAUUUGUACUUUCAUGUUGUUUGUGCUUGGUUAGUAAAAAGUAUUCUUUGCUUGA